This is a messenger RNA of Phycodurus eques (leafy seadragon), 4096 nucleotides long. RefSeq names its product upstream binding transcription factor (gene ubtf). The record is from RefSeq and is a predicted model, not a curated record. Bases 423 to 2687 code for a protein of 754 amino acids. The transcript has 21 exons. Lineage: Eukaryota; Metazoa; Chordata; Actinopteri; Syngnathiformes; Syngnathidae.
CGAAGCCGAGCCACCCCCCCACCCGCUCGGUUCGAAACGCGAUACGAUUGCGCCACACGAACGAGUGACUUAAAUUCGCCAAUUUGACCGUAAAUGUUGCAUUUUAAUACGUGUGAAAAACGCGGCUCGGUCGACGGCCUCCCCUUUGUACUCAACCAACGACGCUGGGAACGGGACGGACGAGGUCGGCCAUAGCCGUAUUUCUUAUCCUCUGCGGCUGGGAGGAGAGAGACUUGUGGAGCCACGGACUACCGACUACCGAACUCCUCGGUGAAUCCGCCUUCCUCGUCGUCGCUUUUCGGCUCGACUAAAAGGAGCCCCGCGACGCCUCAGGGUUGAGUUUUGAGCCUCGUUGUCUUUUUUCUUCUUUCCCCGGCCGGCCAUUUGGAGCUUGUGACGACUAAGAAAAUAAUAACCCACAAAUGAAUGGAGACAUGGAGGCAACAUCCCAACACCAAGUGUGGGCGCAGGAUGACCUCCUCCAGUUGCUGGAGUCCAUGAAGUUGGCACUGCCGCAGAAGGACCUGACCAAGUACAAGACUUCAGAGUCCCACCUGGACUGGCAGAAGGUGGCCUUUAACUCCUACACGGCUGAGAUGUGCAAGCUGAAGUGGCAGGAGGUCUCCAAAGAGAUCCGUAAAUUCCGGACCCUCACAGAGCUGAUAUUUGAUGCUCAGGACUACAUCAAGAACCCAUAUAAAGGGAAGAAAAUAAAGAAACAUCCAGAUUUCCCCAAGAAGCCCCUGACGCCCUAUUUCCGCUUCUUCAUGGAGAAGCGGGCCAAGUACGCAAAGUUGCAUCCAGAAAUGAGUAACUUGGAUCUGACCAAGAUCUUGUCCAAGAAGUACCGCGAACUGCCGGACAAAAAAAAGAAAAAAUAUGUGGAGGACUUCUUAAGGGACAAAGAGGUGUUUGUGCACAGCAUGAUGAGGUUCAGGGAAGAACACCCGGAUCUUAUGGAGAGCAUGACCAAAAAAGGCUCAAAUGUUCCAGAGAAGGCCAAAACGCCCCAGCAGCUGUGGUACAACCACGAAAAGAAGGCUUUUCUCAAAGGCCACCCAGACGCCACCACCAAGGACAUCAAGGACUGCCUCGGCAAGCAAUGGACGCAGUUGUCGGACAAGAAAAGACUCAAGUGGAUCGCCAAGUCCCUGGAACAGCAGAAGCAGUACGAGGAAACAAUGCGCCAGUACAUCCAACAACAUCCCGAGAUGAACCUGACGCAGGGUGACAUUGUCAGGUCCACGCUUACCAAAGCCGAGAGGCACCUGAAAGACAAAUCUGACGGGCGUCCUGACAAAUCUCCGCCGAACGGUUACUCCAUGUUCUGCGCUGAGCUGAUGUCCAGCAUGAAGGACGUGCCCAGCACAGAGCGCAUGGUGAUGUGCAGCCAGCGCUGGAAGCUGCUCAAGCAAAACGAGAAGGAUGCAUACCAGAAGCGCUGCGAGCAGAGGAAGAAGGAGUAUGAAAUUGAGAUGAACAGAUUCCUCAGCAGUUUGUCUGAGGCGGAGCAGCAGAGAGUCCUGUCCGAGGAGAAGGUGGGCUUUAAGAGGGGCAACGUGGCCAACAGCCCCGCGUCCAAAAAGAAGAACUCCAAAGCUAAGGCCAACCCGGAGAAACCCAAGCGGCCCAUCUCGGCCAUGUUCAUUUUCUCUGAGGAGAAGCGUCCCAAGCUGCACCAGGAGCGUCCGGAUCUCUCCGACAGUGAGCUUACGCGGAUGCUGGCGCGCAUGUGGAACGAGCUGCCGGACAAGAAGAAGGAAAAGUACAAACGACUGGAGGCGGUCCUGAAGGCCGAGUCAGAGAAGAAGGAGGACCGCAGUCUGCCCGACCCGCCCAAGACUGCGCAGGACAUCUGGCAGCACAGUGUCAUCGGAGACUACCUGGCCAAAUUUAAGAACGACCGUCCCAAGGCUCAGAAGGCGAUGGAGGCUACAUGGAGCACCAUGGAGAAGAAGGAAAAGAUCAUGUGGAUUAAAAAGGCAGCAGAAGACCAGAAAAGAUAUGAGGUGAGACGGCGGUGCGCUGACCUCAGCCUGGUCGCAGCUUCUGAUGCGACGGCGGCUCACCACCAUUUUGUCUGUGGUCCACAGAGAGACCUGUGCGAAAUGCGUUCGCCCGUCGCCACCGCCGUGGCCUCAGGGAAGAAGAUGAAGUUCGAGGGUGAACCCAAGAAGCCCCCAUCAAACGGGUACCAGAAGUUCUCUCAGGAGAUGCUGUCCAACGGCGAGCUCAACCACCUGCCCAUGAAGGAGAGGAUGACGGAGAUCGGCAGCCGCUGGCAGAGGCUGCCUCUUAAGGACAAGGACCGCUACAAAAAGAUUGCUGAAGAGUUGCAGAGGCAGUACAAAGUGCUGCUUGAGCAAUGGCUGGCUAGUGUAUCUUCUCAAGUCAGGAACUCCUACAAAGAGUACAACUCUCAGAAGAGGAAAACCCCAGUGAAAUCAGGAGGCCCCAAGGCAAAAGUCAAGAAAUCCGACACUGACGAGGAUGACGACGAUGAUGAUGACGACGACGAUGAUGACGACGACGAUGAAAAGGACAGGGCUUCCUCUGAAGCGGCCUCUUCCAGUGAAGAUGAUGACAAGGACGAUGAUGAGGACGAUGUGGACGACAAGGAGAACAAGUCCGAAGACAGCAGCAGCGAGUCCAACUCGGACGGCUCGUCAGACUCGGACUCUGACUGAGGGACGGUGGCGGCUGCGAGGGGGAGCGGGGGGCGUGACCGCCGUAACGGCAAGACAGACCAAGCUGAGCCACGGGGGUUCAUUCAGGAGGGGGGAGCUCUGCCACUGUGCCAACCCCUGCCAACACCUCCUCAAUUUCACCCCCCCCACUUUUGUUGUUGUUCUCUUCAGCCCCUCGCUGAGUUUUAGUUGGACUCGCAUCCCACUGGUUUGGCGAUGUUCCGAACUGGCGCACGCUUUAUUUUUAUUUUUUUUUAGUUUUAAUACAAUGUUGCCCGUUUUAUUUGAUUGUUCCGCAGGGACGAGCCAGGCUUCUUACAGCCAAAGAACACAACGACCGGGUGGGACACUCUUAAGCAGGAAGAAGGGGUGGGAAGGAUGCGAGGGUGUUUGUACUGGAAAAAUUGCACUCUUAAGAAUGUUUCCUUGUUCAUACUUUUUUUCCCUCUUCUCUUUCUCUGCUUCUGAUUUUAUUCCGUUCAGUUCUUAAAGAGGUGGUAUUUUUUCAGAUAUUAAAAAAAAAACAAGAAGCCAUGAUGAAUGUUUUUUUUGUUGUUGUUGUUAUUGUCAUUGGUCUGGGACGUCAUUUAAAAUGCUGCAGUGCACAUAUGUUUUGAACCCCCCUUUUUUUUUCUUAUUUUUUUUUUUUAUCAGAUUCGGCAAUUGAUUGGGCACCAUUUUAUGACUUGAAACAGAGUUCCGUAGUUGCAACACUUGACAUCGCGCCUCCUCACAAAUAGACAUUUACGUGCAGUGUGUUACAUUUGUAAACAAAGAAAAAAAUAUUCAUGGGAGGGUGUUUAAAUGCUUUUUUUAAAAGAGGCACUGCACAUUUUAUUUGAGGUUCGUUGUUCAUUUUCUGUCCAAACAACAAAUAAACCAGUUUGUUGUGCAACACUCAUGAUGUUCCCUCCACAAUUGUUUUAUUAAAAAAAAUAUAUUUUAUUGGCUCAUUAUAAUGGUAUUUGAUGCUUGUGACCUUCCCUAAAAUCUGCACUUAUUAGUAGAUGAUGACACAAACUACAUAAUGAAUGUACAUAUGAGACAUUUUUGCUUGGUGAUGACACACGCCAUGACUGACAUUAGUUACAAUAUUCUGUUUGUGAGGGAUUGACUUGUGACUGAAGCAAAGUAAGAAGGGAGGGAAAAGCUUGUAUUAUUCUUGUAAAUAUUUAAUUUUUUAUGGAGUGUUUUUGUUUUCCUCCCUGUCGCUUGGUUGUUUUGUUUUACUUUAGAGGGAGAGAUGUUUAAAAGAGCAAAAAAAAAAAAAAAAAAAAAAAGCUUUACAAGUUUGUACUGCUGAACAUUUGAGAAACAAUGAUAUUGAUGUUUUCUAUAGCGGAGGGUGUUAUUAAGAUGAUGUCCUUGUAGUUCCAAGUAUUUGGGCAAAUAAACAAUCUUGAACAAUU